AUGUGGUACGACUCGUUUGACAACGGUGAGCCAUUGCAGCUAUCGCAAGACUACGAUGCAGGUUCCUAUCAAUUGUUUGGAACCCUCAGUGAAAAAAUGUCUCAAGAUGACUUCGAUGAUUUCACAGAACAAGAAAUGCAACAGCCAAUAAACAGCUACAAGCCUCGCUUUCCAACCGAGGCAUGGCCUGAGAAGAAUAACUCAUGGUACAUGCAGGAAAUUCCACUAGAUUAUUAUUCACCCGGAAGUGAAAGGACUCAAAGUGAGCAUGCGCAGAUAGGCUUCGAAGGUCCACCUGUCAACUGGUUUUCUGAAGUUCCGGAGGAAAGAAAUAAUGUUCAGGUAUGGUGGAAGGUCUUAAAAUAUGCUCUAUAAAAUCAAAAUUCCGAAAUUAUCUAAGACAGUUAUCCUUCUGUUCGGUGCUCAUUACAAACACCGUAACAGAAUCAAUAAACUCUUUUCUACUUUGUAUUACUUGAUUACCCUAACUUCUUUUACCUAUUUUAUCGCCACUCAGUCCGCUCGUUUCAUCCUGAUCUAAGCAGUACUAGGGCGACAGCCACGCGAAGGCUGUACAAUAAUUCAACACUCAAUUAGAGGUACCCCUCGUACCCACUUGAAAAGGAGUAUAGGCAACCACUGCGAACGUCAGAAAAAUAAGUGGUUUCAUAUGAGAAAAACAACACCACUGCAGUUUGCACAUUUCUUCGACGUUCACUGCACGACGUGAAAUUUCCCAAAAACCGCGUUUCAUAGAGGACGUGAACACGCGAUGACGAAUUGUACUUUCUCUUUUCGCGCUUGACCUUAAACACAGUCCUCAGCUAAGAAUUCAGCUCUUGAAAAAUUCGUCUACAUUUUCUAAAUAAACCGAGAUUCAUUUCUUUUAAUGACGUUGAACACAGUCACCAUUUUUGCCUGAGCUGUGAUUUUUUCUUUGAACUACUGAUCCCUGCACUCAGGCUAAGUUUAAUCACUGAUCUGAUAGGCAGGCAACUGGCAGGCAACCGUUGCGAACUGGCAAUUUCAAGUGUCAUUUCAGUAGGCAUCCCGCUCCAGAGUAUGGAACGUUCCACUUCAUGAUUAUAAGUCCACUAAUACGUAUCUCUUACAGCGAGCUCAGCGCUGUGAGAAGGCUCCGCCCAAAGUUGAUUCGCGCGCUAAGCAAGAAGCGGUAGUUACCCAUUUGAACUUAAAGGUGUCCACUAAAUCUUGGUUCUAAACUUGGAAUGAACUUUGUAUCUUUAGUGAUGAAAUAAGAAAAUAACCUUCUCGAUUUUUGGGCGGGAUUUUUUUUGGCCUAUUUUCUUUGUUUUUGUGGCGAGUGUACGUAUAACUAUGCGUAGGUCAGAUAAGUUAUGCAAGAAGUUUGGGUGUUGUGACACUAUACGAAAGGAAUUUUUUGUCUGUUAGGGUAAAAUCGUAACCACUCAAUAAUAGAUCGUUAUUAUUAUUAUUCUUUGCAGGAAAGGAGCACGGUUCUUAAUAACAUCCAGAAUUUGCGUUCGACACGUUUCACAAUAGACGAGGAAAUCGCAGAACAGAAGAUCCUAAACGCUUCUAUUUUAAAACAGUCAUCCGCAGUGAAAGAGCACAUUUAUAAAAUGAUUUCACAAAAUGAAAACCUGCGAAACGAAUCCCAAAUCAUGGAAAACAAAAAUCUUGAAUUAGAAGCCAAACUCGAUCAAGAAACACGGCGGUUGACAGAGAAAUAA
This is a messenger RNA of Porites evermanni, 1715 nucleotides long. NCBI's taxonomy places the organism in Eukaryota, Metazoa, Cnidaria, Anthozoa, Scleractinia, Poritidae. The record is from the annotation of a GenBank genome assembly.